Ricinus communis (castor bean) is the source of this 1251-nucleotide messenger RNA. RefSeq names its product gibberellin 20-oxidase-like protein. Bases 24 to 980 code for a protein of 318 amino acids. The transcript has 2 exons. NCBI's taxonomy places the organism in Eukaryota, Viridiplantae, Streptophyta, Magnoliopsida, Malpighiales, Euphorbiaceae. The record is from RefSeq and is a predicted model, not a curated record. Gene Ontology annotation, molecular function: dioxygenase activity.
CAAACUAACUCACUUACAGAGUAAUGCCUGAAUACAAGACCACCCUUCAACUUCCUGCAUUGGAUAUAUCUCAGCCUUUAAGCCAAUCCUCCCUCUCCUCCCUCAGUUCAGCUUGCAAGGAAUGGGGUUUCUUCCGCAUCAUCAAUCAUGGAGUUUCCAAAGAUCUUUACAGGAAACUCUAUUUUCUGGCAGAUCAUCUUUUCAACCUGCCUUGCGAGUCAAAGAUCAAGAUUGGCCCAUCAUCAUCUAUUAAAACCUACACACCUCAUUUCAUUGCAUCUCCAUUCUUUGAAAGCCUUCGAGUAUCUGGACCGGACUUCUUUGCUUCUGCACAGACUUCUUCCCAAGUUCUCUUCCACCACCCAAAUCCUGAAUUCAGCGAAGCAAUGAGCGAAUAUGGAAACAAGAUGUCCGAGCUUUCGAAAAGAAUAGUUAAGGCUGUGCUAAUAAGCAUGGGGGACGAUUUUGCAGAGAAGUUUUAUGAAUCAGAUUUCAAUAAAUGCCAUGGAUACAUGAGAAUAAACAAGUAUUCACCAGCAGAGAGUGCUGAAGAAGUGGAAGGUCUAGGAAUGCACACUGACAUGAGCUGUAUGACUAUUGUAUGUCAAGAUGACAUUGGAGGGCUUCAGGUGAGAUCUAAGUUAGGAAAAUGGAUGGACAUAAACCCAUGUGAAGAUACUCUAGUUGUCAACAUUGGAGAUCUAAUGCACGCAUGGAGCAAUGGAAAGCUGAGGUCAUCUGAGCAUAGAGUAGUUUUGAGAAGACAAGUUCAUAGAUUUUCUUUGGCUUUCUUUUGGUGUUUUGAGGAUGACAAGGUCAUUUUUGCACCAAAUGAAGUGGUUGGAGAAGGAAAUUUGAGGAUGUAUAAGCCAUUUGUUUGUAGGGAUUAUUUGAAUUUCAGAGAAAGCAGUGAGAAAGGCAAGUUUGACAAGGUUGGGUUCACCAUCAAAGAUUUUGCAGUCGAUCAAGAAAAACUUUGAUGGAAAUUAGAUAUGAGAUUUCCUUUUCCUCUUUUGUAUUCCUGGCAGAAACUUUUUGCUGAAAUUUCCUCGUGGUUAGUGUGGUUGUUUUUGAGAGGUUAUUUAAGAAGUGAAACCACUGUAAGAAAUUCUGUCCUUGUGCAAUUUAUAGUUGAUUGAGUCUCCAAUAAAGAAAAAUGAAGAAGAUAGAGGUUUGAAGUAAAAGUUAUUUUCUGAAGAUUCUUCUGUGACUUUGUAGUAAUAUUUUACCAAAGUACUCACCAGAAGAAAA